GUGUGUGUGUAUAUGAUGUUUUCAUCAUGCGUGGAUACAUGCAAUGUGAAGAAAAAAGAAGACAAUCAUAUAUUUAUGAUAUAUAUUUUACUUUGCUGUUGUCGUCAUAUUAUUGCUGAGAGGCCGUAUUGUCCCACAGGAACUGAUUACGUGUCUGUGUAUCAAAGGGAGAGACAUUAUGCUUGUGGUUGACGAAAAAAUCAAUACGUUUUUGGCACGUUUGAGUGUGUGUGUAUACAAGCAUCUCUUAGCUUCAUUAUAACAACGUGCACGUCUCCUGGGUUGGUAUGCUAAGACUGUAAUAAGUUGUAAACAUGAGAAGCUAUACAGCAGUAUUACUGUGGGCCCGUUUCACAUCUGAAGCUAUGAGGACAAAGAUGGGGCUUUGUAUCAAUGGAACAAUGAAACGGUAACGAGAAUUGGCAACAGACCACAUUAGACCACUAUGGGACCAUGCAUAGUUACGGGGUUUUUAGGAGGCCUGAAGGCGAAUAAAUGUUAAAAACUGGCCUGCGAGUGUUACCCAGAGCAGCAGAGUCUGUCUGAGGUCAAUUAUUGUAUGGCCUAACCUCCUGAUAGCUAUUUUAUUGAAUUUCCUUUUUUAGCGGAAGAGCGCAAGAGUGAAUUUGAGUUCCCGCUGGAAAACGGACACGCAAUCUAAAUAUUUAGGGCUUUUACUUUGAAAGAAUAGAAUGAGUGGAUCUGGAAUAUGUCCGUUCCACACAACGUGGUUGGUUGAUGGACGCCUUUAUUUUUUUUUCUACAUAAUAUUCAAAUAACGGUACAAAAACAUUUUAUUGUUGUGGGUAUUAAUCGCACAGAGAACCCCCGCUGUGUAAAUACCUUAAUAAGGCUUUUAUCUGGUUACCACCGAGACUUGCAGUCACCUCCUUUGUUUAAAAGAUUCCUAUACUGUCAUUCCUGUUGAGACACUUAACCUAACCUCCUCUAGGAGGCAUCCUCACUUUAAUCCCCUUGUGAAUACAUGUAGUUGAAAAGAACACACAGGCCCAAAAGACUGACGGACAACCGGAUAAAUAUGAAUAUCUUCGUUUUAAUGUUUUGCUUUGGAUCCUCACAUAACGUAUUCAGAGCUUCCAGGCAGGUGAACACAGUAUGACAGAACGCUGACUCCAUCUUCAGGCCCGAGAGGGUCCUAAAGCAGAGAUCCAUGUCCACUGCGCUGUGGAAUUGACCUCCGUCUUAAGCCGCCGCCCAGCAGUGGCUCCACGCUGACGACGGCGGCGCUCUGCACUGUCAACCCUGCUAUGUUCACUCUUAACCUGUGUUUGGUGUGUUGUUCACUGACUAAUGGUAUGUCUCUUUCCCCUUUCCCCUUUUUUUUUUCAUUCACACACAUGUCCUUUUUCUUUUCUUUUUUUUAAAAUCACUUCCCUCUUUGCGUGCCGUCAUCAUUUCAUGAAACAAAAAUAUAAUGAAAUGAUGUUUUUAAUGCACAAUGCGUCGGUGGUUUUGUUUUACUUAUUUGACUUCACUGCUUGUUGCCUAUGUCCACGGCGGGUCUCUCGCUUGUCCCCUCUUCCUCUCCUCCAUCAGUCAAUCUUCAUGUUCCCCCUCUCCUUCUCCUCCUCAUCCUCCCUCUCCUCCCUCCCCCCGUCCCUCGACACCAUCUCCGAGCUCGACCACGGCCUGUCCGACAUUUCCGAGGACGACAACCUCAUAGACGCCACCGCCACCGCCUCGCACGCGCUGUGGGCCCUCCCCUCAAACGCCAUCUCUCUUUUCUCCGACCAGGAGUCGGCUCAUUUCGAACCCCUCGCACAAAAACCUCCUCCGGCCUCCCCCGUCCCGGUCGCGAGCUCCCAAACGUGCCGCGCGGAGGUUUCCGGAGUCGAGGCCGGCUGCAGCCCGGCAGCCGGCCUCGACUCCACGGCCGAAUUGCCAAGUUGGUGGAGCCGGUUCUCUCUGAGGGGCGUGGCUAAAUAUGUUUCUUUCGUCCUGUGUUUCCUCUCCGCUUGGGGGAAGAAUGGAAACAGGUGUCUGCCCGCCAAGCUCUUUUCUGGCUUGACAAAGAAACUGAGGCUUUUCACUCCGAAGCUCACGCUCAAGUCGGCGGCGGCAGUCGGUGCCCCCAAAUGUAUCGUCGUGCCCCGAUUACGUCAGAUGUUUAACAGCCUGGCAUUCAAAUUGACUCGAUUGGUGGCUUUUGUCAUGAGCUACCUGCCUACUAAACUCAUGAGUUUGGUCCCCGCGGUUCUUUGGCACCCGACACGACUACGGCUGCCCGCCAUUUCGUCUCUCACCUGUCCUCCAAUCGUCUCUUCCUUUUCCUCCCUCUCCUCUCUGCCCUUGUAUUUAUUUCCUGUCCCGUCUCGCCCCUCUCUCUCCUCCCUCUCUCGCUCCGACCUGACCCCAUCCGUGCACCGCUACCUCCUGGAUCCCUCCCCUCUGUUCCUGCCCUGCCUCUUAGUCGUCUUCCUGUUGGCGGUGAUGCUGACGGCGAGCCAGUCCCUGGUCUUGGCCCUGAUUUUAGCCACACCCCUCGGUCUGACCCUGUGUUACCUAGAGAACGUGGUCUCCAGUCACCGACGGGCGGUUUCGCCGACGUUUACCUCUAAAACGCCGGGUGCCCAGUCCGAGGACCGGUCGGGCUCUCCUCUCACACCGACGCACACGCCUCCACGCAUCAGGCACCACGCUCACACCGGCGCUACCUGGACGCAAGAGAUGUGCGAUCCCGCCGCAUAAAUACAGCCGUAAACAAACCCUCCGCCGCUCCCCUCCACUCUUCUCCUCCUCCUCUGUGUUUGAGUGUGUAAACUGUGUGUCUGGACAUCCAGCCCUGCCACCUCCUCCGCCUUCUUUACCUACUAAUUUCUGCUUGCCUGCGAUCCCUCGCACCCCUGCCAACCCCACUGUAUUAUAAUAAAGAUCAAAAUAUAAGAAUAAGUAAGAUUUAAACUAUUAAGACUCAGAGUUUGGGAUAAACGGUGUUUGAAAUAGAGGAAAUGUUAAUUAAGCUUUUAAUGUAGAGAAACGAAAGGUAUAUUAAGAGAUUUAAAUACUGUACAGAGAUGAGAUUUAUUGAUUUUGAGAGUCGCUUCAACCACUUGGUGUGUUUAAUAAAUCUUUUAUAAUGAGCAAAUCAUUAGCUGAUUAUUGUCACUCAAAUAAAAUGAAGUGACGUAGUGGUAUAAAUCGAUAAUAUGUAAGAUAAAUAAGAACUUAAACGAUAAAACUAAUUUUAUUUUUGCCUAAAUCUUUAGUUUUAGUCUAUUUUGCCCAUUGCGGUGCAAAGAAAGAUUAGUUGUAUAUUAGCUUAGUUAUAACUGCACAUGCUGAUAGGUGCAGUAACCUCCCCAGACCUGUACACAGAACGCUUAUUGUUUUGUGUAUUAUUGCUGAUGAAUGUUGAGAGUAAACAGUGUUACCCUUCCCCCUCACACCUGAGCGUUGGCCGUUACUCUCGGCGAUAUCAUUUUUUUGGUGGCCUUUUGUUGCCCGUGAGGCUGAAUGAAGCAGAUUAUUAUGCUCAUUGCCAGAAUAACUAUUAUAACUCGUCGUAGACACGGUGUGUGUGACUUGGAUUUAGAAAGGAAUGCUGUCCGUAAAAAGGUGUUUUGGAGAAACAUACCUGUAACUGGAGUCCGUAGCAGCUGAUGCCUCCUUUUAUUGACCAUCUCACACUCUCCCAUGUUACUGCUCCUGUGGUCACAUGACCGGUUGACACCGAGGUUGCUCAGGGGGGAGAAACCAGCUCUUUCCCCAUCAUCCAUUUCACACUUUUUGUUUUUUUUUGUCUUCGCGCCCCUAUCCUCCUCCUCAUUUUUGUCAUGACA
This is a messenger RNA of Cyclopterus lumpus (lumpfish), 3800 nucleotides long. RefSeq lists its product as uncharacterized. The transcript is spliced from 2 exons. The record is from RefSeq and is a predicted model, not a curated record. The coding region runs from base 1312 to 2709 and encodes 465 amino acids. NCBI's taxonomy places the organism in Eukaryota, Metazoa, Chordata, Actinopteri, Perciformes, Cyclopteridae.